UACAAAAACACUUCUUUGUAUUUUCCUAUGUUGUUAACAGGUCUGUCUAUGUUUUUUCCUUUUUGCCGGGGUUCUUUUCAGUUUUCAGACCCUUCAACAUCCUAACUCCUAGUUUCUCUGCCGUUUCUCGAUUCUCUCCGUCUUUUCUUCUUCAAACCUCUGUCUUUCCAGCUUCCCAGUCAUCAAUUCCAUGCAGUUUUGCACCAGAUAAGUACCUUUAACUUCGUUCACUGAGUACCCUUCAAGAAAAGCUUUUUUAUUUCUGUUUCUUCUCGACCCUUUAACCAUUUCCCUUUUUUAACUUAUGGGUUAUUGAUUUUGAACCUUUUACCUUUCUUGUUGUGUGAAAGUUAGUUCCUUUUUGUCUUUUUGGUCACUGAAUUAGAGGUAUUGUAUUUGUCUCUCUAUAAUGUUUUUUUUUUUUUUUUGUUAUGGUUAGAUUGUUGAUUGAUUAUGUUUGAUUGUAUAUUAUGUGAAAAAAUUGUUAUGGGUUUUGAAAUUUAGGUUUUGGUGUGUAAUGGGUUUGGUAGUUUGAUUUGAUCUAGGUUGUUGUUUUUUGUUUGUGAGAAAAAAAAAAUGGAUGUGAAUUUGUCACAAGGUGGUGUUGGAAAUUCUUUUGGUGGGUUUGAUUUACCUGGAUCAAUUCAGGUUCAUCAUCAAGCACACCAUCCUCACACCAUUCAUCAACAUCAACCUCACCCGAAUCCGCGUCAAGGGUCUUCGCUACAUUCGUCGGUUCAUGAUGGGUUUUCGCUCUUGCAGAACUGUGAUCAAACUGUUUCGAUGACGGAUUACAGUAAGGGAGAGAGAAGUAAGAACUCGACUAGUGAUGAGGAUGAGCCGAGUUUUAACGAGGAGGGUUUUGACGGUCAACAUGAAGGGGGUAGAGGUAAGAAGGGACCUUCGUCGCCUUGGCAGCGUGUGAAGUGGGAUGAUAAGAUGGUGAGGCUUAUGAUUACUGCUGUUUCGUAUAUUGGCGAGGAUAUAACGUCUGAUGGUGGCGGUGGUGGUGGUGGACGAAGGAAAUUUACGGUUUUACAGAAGAAGGGUAAGUGGAAAUCUGUAUCUAAGGUUAUGGCUGAAAGAGGUUAUCAUGUUUCGCCGCAACAAUGUGAGGAUAAGUUCAAUGAUCUUAAUAAAAGGUAUAAAAAGCUUAAUGAUAUGUUAGGGAGAGGGACUUCUUGUGAGGUUGUUGAAAAUCCUUCGCUUUUGGAUGUAAUUAAUUUUCUUACCGAGAAAGAGAAGGACGAUGUUCGGAAAAUAUUAAGCUCGAAACACUUGUUUUAUGAAGAGAUGUGUUCUUAUCAUAAUGGUAAUAGGUUGCAUUUGCCGCAUGAUCCUGCAUUGCAAUGUUCGAUGCAGUUAGCUCUCCGAAAUAGGGAUGAUCAUGAUCAUGAUAACGAUGAUAUCAGAAUGUCCCAUGUCGAGGAUCACGAUGAUGACGAGCAUGAUGUUGAAAUUGAUGAACGCGAUGAUUUUAAAGUGCACUGUGCUUCCCGUGGUGAUAGCAGAGGAGUAUAUGAGCGGUUAGGUGGAUCUAUGAAGAACUUGAAACAAAUCCAAGGCCAAGAAGAUGGUAAUACUUCAAAUUGUCAAGAUUAUUUUAACCAAGGUUUGCAUCCACGUGGACAAACGGUUCCUCUUGACGGUAAUCAAGUUUUAUCCGAAAACACGAGAGCAACAUGGUUACAGAAGCAAUGGGUUGACAUGCGCCAAGUUCAAUUAGAAGAGCAAAAGCUACAAAUUCAGGCUGAGACGUUGGAAUUAGAGAAACAAAGAUUCAAGUGGCAGAGGUUUAGUAAGAAAAAGGACCGGGAGUUGGAGAAGAUGAGUCUAGAAAACGAAAGAAUGAAGCUUGAAAAUGAACGCAUGGCUUUAGAAUUGAAGCGAAAGGAAAUGGGCAUCAGCUUUAACUAGCGUUGUAGCGCUGCUGGAACGGAUAUUUGACAACAAUGCAUGUUCAAUACAUGAAUGCCAUUCAAGCUUGAAGGAUGGAAACAGUAUAAGUAGGAGUUGUGAGAAUUGGUGUCUUUUCAGUGUUCUGCAAUUCAUGCUAGAAAGUGUAAACAGAAGGAUUCAUUCUAGUUUGUAUCAAAUGUCAAGAACCAAAUCUUCCUAAAAUCUUACACCAUAAGUGAAGGGCCCAUAAUGAAUUUUAUCCUUAAACCACAUGUACAAUGUGAUUUUGUUGAACAAAGUGUAGCUUUUGCCUUGAUUCUGGCAACCUCACCACCUAUUCCAUAUUCCUUCCGCAGCUAUUUAUAAGUAAAAAAAAACAUAGAUUUUUUAAUUACAAAUUAUAAGAAAAAAGAACACCAACUUUAUUCUAAAAAUACAU
Molecule: messenger RNA, 2338 nt
Organism: Vicia villosa (hairy vetch)
Lineage: Eukaryota; Viridiplantae; Streptophyta; Magnoliopsida; Fabales; Fabaceae
Exons: 2
Coding region: 577-1917 (446 amino acids)
Source: RefSeq, a predicted model, not a curated record